Molecule: messenger RNA, 2188 nt
Organism: Ceratitis capitata (Mediterranean fruit fly)
Lineage: Eukaryota; Metazoa; Arthropoda; Insecta; Diptera; Tephritidae
Gene: PIG-A
Product: N-acetylglucosaminyl-phosphatidylinositol biosynthetic protein
Exons: 7
Coding region: 342-1811 (489 amino acids)
Biological process (GO): GPI anchor biosynthetic process
Cellular component (GO): glycosylphosphatidylinositol-N-acetylglucosaminyltransferase (GPI-GnT) complex
Molecular function (GO): phosphatidylinositol N-acetylglucosaminyltransferase activity
Source: RefSeq, a predicted model, not a curated record
AAAAUGUGCUCUAACCACGUGAAGCUAAACUCACGAUUAUUCAGGGAUCAAGAUAUCAAAAUAGCAUGGGAGUAUGAUUAAAAUUCGACGAUAGUAUGCUUCAUAGAAAUUUGAAAUAAUAUAUCGGGUAUUCUGAAAACUGCUACAGUUGCAUAAAUAUAAAUAUAUACAUCAAUUACGGAAUUACAAAACAUUAAUUAAGGGAACUAAACAACAACCCUAAACAGACGUCAAAUUAUUUGUUUACCUUUGUGGAUUGAUAGCAAAAGAACAGCUGAUUUUUUGUUUUUAUUGUUACAAGCGAAGUGUAAUAAACAAAUGAGUUAUAUUUUUGAGAAAAAAUGCGAAUAUGUAUGGUGACGGAUUUUUUCUAUCCAAGUAUAGGCGGUGUGGAGGAACACGUUUUCAAUUUAUCGCAAAUAUUGUUAGCCCACGGACAUAAAGUCAUUGUGCUAACACAUUCUUACGGUGAUUGCAAAGGGAUACGAUACUUAACAAAUGGAUUAAAAGUCUAUUACUUGCCAAUUAAACCGUUCUACAAUCAAUGUAUACUGCCAACAAUAUUAUGUCAAAUACCUCUGAUACGUUGUGUGCUUUUGCGCGAGUGUAUCGAAGUUGUGCAUGGCCACUCGGCAUUCAGCACUUUGGCACAUGAAGCUAUGAUUAUUGGAAACAUGCUAGGUUUAAGGACAGUCUUUACAGAUCACAGCCUCUUCGGUUUUGCUGAUUUGUCAGCUGUUUUUACUAAUAAAAUGUUGCAGAUUAAUUUAUCGAAUGUAAAUCACUGCAUUUGUGUUUCUCAUAUUGGGAAAGAAAAUACAGUAUUGCGAGCGCGCAUACCAAAGGAAAAAGUUUCUGUCAUUCCGAAUGCAGUUGAUACUGCUUUAUUUACGCCAGACCCCAGCAAACGUCCAACGGAUGGCACAAUUAACAUUGUUGUUGCAUCCCGCCUUGUAUACCGUAAAGGAAUCGACUUGUUAGCUGGCGUUAUACCACGCUUCAGGCAUACACAUAAUAUACAUUUUAUUAUAGUAGGCGAUGGACCGAAACGAGAUCUCUUGGAGGAGGUGCGUGAAAAGAACAAUAUGCAAAAUCGUGUUGAAUUGAUAGGAGCAGUUGAACAUUCACAAGUUCGCGAUAUUCUUGUGCGAGGGCACAUUUUCGUCAAUACCUCGCUAACGGAGGCCUAUUGUAUGGCAAUAGUAGAAGCAGCGUCAUGUGGUCUGCAAGUAGUAUCCACUCGUGUGGGUGGUAUUCCUGAAGUAUUACCAUCGAAUUUAAUAAUACUCACAGAACCUGAAGUUGAUUCAGUUUAUCAAGGUGUUAUCAAAGCACUUAACCGUCUUGCAAAAUUUUCCAAUAUGCAAAAGGGGCAUAUAGUGGAAACAAAUGUGGAUAAAUUGUCCUAUAGGAAUGGUAACGUAGAAAAUGGUUUUACUACUAUUUCCAAUUCAAAAAAGCGAAAAAAGUCUUUCGAUCUGCAUAUGAGAAGGGAGACGAAAAAUAAUGGAUAUCUUGCCAAUAUAGAUAAUGUGGAAGCUGUACUUUGCCCAUAUAAAUGCAACGAAAUCGUGUCGACAUUGUACAACUGGGAGAAUGUAACACAACGAACGGAAAAAGUAUAUACGCGCGUUUUGGCUGAACCUGAGAAAUCACUUGGUGACCUACUCUACGGAUAUUUGCGCAGUAAGGUCUGGCCAUUCCUUUUGAUCAUAUCUAUGGCUCAUGUUAUAUUACUAUUUUUGGAAUACAUACGUCCACGUCGAUAUAUGGAAAAAGCUAAAGAACUAACGCUUAUGAGAAAACAGUAAACUAUUUUUAUUUUAAAUUCCAUACAUAUUGAUAUACACCGAGUGCGGCUAACUCCGAUAAUUUUUCUUAAACCAAAAUAAAAUAAAUCUACACAAGAGGAAAUAUAGCAGUAUUAAAUGCUGGCCACUAGUGCAACUGUGCUGGAAUAUAAUUAGUGGUAUAUUCUAUACCUCCGACACUACUAAAUUUUGUUCUUAAAAUAUUCUCUUAAUCAUUGGAUUAAUAAAAAGUUUGCAAAGUUUCCAUUUUAAUUUAUAAUAAUAAUAUUUUAGCAACUAUCAAAUCAACAGAUGGUAUAUCUUUAAUCAUUUUUAUUGUGUCAUAAUAAUUUGUUUAAUAAAAUAAAUUCAUAAAUCCGGGUUAAUGGAUCUAAAUA